AUGGAAGGACUGUCGAGUAGCGAAGAGAACGGCACCGUUCCCGCGCCUAGUUCGAGCACUUCGGGUAGUUCAAAUGUUCCGGUAGUGUUGGGAAACUGUGCUAGUGGUAGUUCAAGUGCUAGAACACACUCGCCAAAAGUGUGCGUUACGCCUGGUUCGCAGAUCCUUCUUCAGAGAAAUUCUCUUUCUCCCAAUGUUCCCAGGAAAGUUAUGAGCAAAAACAAUAAUAAUACAAUAUUUCCUACAUCAUAUCCAAACAACCAAGCAGAAUUGCAGCUGUUCAGAGUAAUGCAGAACGCCUCAUUACUACUAUAUUAUGACACUCUUUUGGAAAUGGGUGGUGACGACGUUCAACAGCUGUGUGAUGCCGGAGAAGAAGAAUUUCUCGAAAUAAUGUCUUUGGUCGGUAUGGCUUCUAAACCGCUUCACGUUAGAAGGUUACAGAAAAGCCUCCAAGAGUGGGUAACUAACCACUCAAAGUUUAAACUACCUUUAGUGCCCGGUGAAGACUUUGAAUUAGAAUUGUCAAGUCCUCGCGUGACUAGUAAUCAUGUAUUUUAUUCAGAUAGCGGUGAUAGUAGUAGAACAAUAUACUCCCCAUCUCCUGGUGAUCUUGGUGCCUUACCCCCAGUUUCUAGCCCUGGUUUAACUAUUAGCAACAAAAGGCCUUAUUCUCCGUUAGACCCAGCAUGUCCUCCAUCUUCAAGUUCAAGUCCAGGAGCAAACAUGUCAGUACAACUAUCACCAAGUCUUAUGGAAAAUCAAAUAGCAAAACUUGCAUCAGCAGCAGAACGCUUAAGUAAACAGCUACCACAAUACGAACCAAAGCCUCACAACACCAAAAAGAAGGUGUGUAAAGAAUUAGAGUUAGUUAUAUCAAUGCCAGAGAAUGAUCCAAGGAGAAUGGACGAAAUUAGGAGGUAUGCUGCAAUAUAUGGAAGGUUUGAUUGUAAAAGGAAACCUGAGAAACCUCUAACAUUACAUGAAGUUUCUGUAAACGAAGCUGCCGCACAGAUAUGUAGGUUUAUUCCAGCACUUUUAACACGAAGAGAUGAACUUUUUCCACUUGCUAGACAAGUUGUCAAGGAUUCGGGUUGCUAUUACUCAAAAACACAAUUAUCUACAGUUUAUAUGAAUAAACCAGGAAAUAUGGGCCAUGAUCGGGAGGUGGAUAUAUCUGCUAGAGCGAGCCCAAGAAUAGGAGGAUUUGAAAAUGAUAGACCUAUAAGCAAGAGGCCAAAAAUGGAAGCCACUUCCGACUCAGACGACCGGCAGGUCAGCCAACUAAAACGACUAAAAAAUUCAACGCACUCACAUGUUGUUAUCAAUUUAGAAAACUAA
Messenger RNA from Diabrotica balteata, 1341 nucleotides. The record is from the annotation of a GenBank genome assembly. Lineage: Eukaryota; Metazoa; Arthropoda; Insecta; Coleoptera; Chrysomelidae.